Messenger RNA from Closterium sp. Naga37s-1, 2352 nucleotides. Lineage: Eukaryota; Viridiplantae; Streptophyta; Zygnematophyceae; Desmidiales; Closteriaceae. The record is from the annotation of a GenBank genome assembly.
AUGCUACAUACCAGUGCUGAACGCGCGUGCACUAAGGGAAAGCGGCUGCUGGUGGUGGGGGACAGCCAGCAGUGGGUGCUCUUCUUGCACACGCCCACUGGGAUACGCCACUCAUUAGCAUUCACCCUCUCUUUCCCCAUAUCCACCAGUGCUGCACGCACGCGUUUGAAGGGCAGGCGGCUGCUGAUGGUGGGGGACAGCCAGCAGUGGGUGCUCUUCUUGCACACGCCCACUGGGAUACGCCACUCAUUAGCAUUCAUCCUCUCUUUCCCCAUAUCCACCAGUGCUGCACGCACGCGUUUGAAGGGCAAGCGGCUGCUGGUGGUGGGGGACAGCCAGCAGUGGGUGCUCUUCUUGCACACGCCCACUGGGAUACGCCACUCAUUAGCAUUCACCCUCUCUUUCCCCAUCUCCACCAGUGCUGCACGCACGCGUUUGAAGGGCAAGCGGCUGCUGGUGGUGGGGGACAGCCAGCAGUGGGUGCUCUUCUUGCACACGCCCACUGGGAUACGCCACUCAUUAGCAUUCACCCUCUCUUUCCCCAUAUCCACCAGUGCUGCACGCACGCGUUUGAAGGGCAAGCGGCUGCUGGUGGUGGGGGACAGCCAGCAGUGGGUGCUCUUCUUGCACACGCCCACUGGGAUACGCCACUCAUUAGCAUUCAUCCUCUCUUUCCCCAUAUCCACCAGUGCUGCACGCACGUGUUUGAAGGGCAAGCGGCUGCUGGUGGUGGGGGACAGCCAGCAGUGGGUGCUCUUCUCGCACCUGCUCUCCUUCCUCUCCUCCUCCUCCCGCUGCCGCCUCCUGCAAGGUCUGGGCGACCGCCGCUCCUCCCUCGUUCGCCUCCGCUGUGACAAGGUGUGUGAGUGCUGGGUGUUGGGGGGAAGUUUAGAAGCAGGGAACAGGAAAGGGAUUAGAAAAGCCCCCCUCACCUGCUCUCCCGCUGCCGCCUCCUGCAAGACCUGGGCGACCGCUGCUCCUCCCUCGUUCGUCUCAAAUGCGACAAGGCUGUGUGGUCUCCUUCUCUCCCUGCUCUCUGAACCCCGCCAGGCGCACAUGCAGGGGCCUGUGCCGUGGGUGCCGGGGUCAGAAGGGCAGCACGCGCACAUGCAGGGCCCUGUGCCAUGGGUGCCGGGGUCAGAAGGGCAGCACGUGGCAGUGCACCACACCUACUUCGCCCCCACUGUUGGCGCCACCUACUAUGGUGCAGAGGGCAACGGAUUCGCAGUUGCAAGAAUCCCAGUGGAUCUGAAUGCAACCAGCACGGAUUCAGCGUCCAUCAGCGAGAAGAAGCGCAGGCGGAUCCAGGAUGAUCACUCUGCAAGCAGUGCCGGAACGACUAGUGGCAGCAGCAGCAGCAGCAGCAGCAGCAGCAGCAGCAGCAGGAGGAGGUGGAGCGGGGACAGAAGCCAAGGAGGAGUGGAGCAGUAUGAUUGGUUGGAAGGCCGGGACGUGCUCGACAUGUCAGCUACAGACGAGGACCCUCGGGAUCUCCGCACAGCGAGCAGGAUUCGGGAGGAGGAGCAGGAGAGGGAGCGGCAGCGGGCGGCAGAUGCCGACCAGAUUGUGGCAGUGUUUGUGGCGCACUCGAACGCGUCAGAGCCGCUGUACCGGGAGUGGAUGGUGAACCACACGAGGCGUGGCCCGCUGGCCAAUGAGCACGCGCCGUUUGACUUUGUGCUGGCGUCCAGUGGGCUGCAUGACCUGGCGGCUUUCGAUUCGCCGGAAGAAUAUGCCGCCGCUCUUGAUCGGGAGUUUGUGGCGUCGGUGCGAUUCGCUGUGAAUGGCGGCUUGGGAGGGCCGGGGUCAGCAGUGGUGUGGUUGGGGCCGUGGGCAGUGCAGCAGUCAGCAGUUGCUCCUGACCUGCUGCCUUCUAUGAACCACCCUCGCCUCUCUGCUUUCGACGCCGCCGCACACAGCCUGAUCAAUUCAUGGAAGGUUCCUUUCAUCUCAACCAUACCCAUGACACUCUCAAGGCCAGACCUAUCAAAGGAUGGGACGCAUUAUUCUUGGCCUGUAUCCAUGGCCAUGUUGGAGCUAUGGCUUGGCUCUGUGUGCCCUGUGCAGCCUACCAUAAAGGACUGUCAAGACGACGCGAUUGGUGCGUCGAGAUCCGGCGGGAGACCCGCGAAACGAGGCCCGGGCGUGGGAAGCAGCGGCGGUGGCGGCGGAAUGGAGCAGGAUCGGGAAGCGGGGCGGACUAUAAAGGGGAUGACGAGCGAGCGGGAUGUGGAUGGGUUGACUGUUGAGAGGCUGAGAGCGUGUUUGAAGGAGAAGGGGCUGUCGAUCAGAGGGAGGAAGGAGGAGCUAGUGACCAGACUGAAGCUGGCUCUGGGGUUGAACUCCAACUAG